Vittaforma corneae ATCC 50505 is the source of this 483-nucleotide messenger RNA. RefSeq lists its product as uncharacterized. The transcript has a single exon. The record is from RefSeq and is a predicted model, not a curated record. The coding region runs from base 1 to 483 and encodes 160 amino acids. NCBI's taxonomy places the organism in Eukaryota, Fungi, Microsporidia, Nosematidae.
AUGAUUGAAAGCAAUAUAAUCAAGCGUUUCAUUGUGAAGACAUUCAUGCAGAAUAGUGAGUGUGGCAUACAAAAGAUAGCCGAGAUGAUUGUAAACACUCUGUUUUCACGUUUUAUGCUGAACGAGAAUGUUGUCGUACCUUCCAGGGAGUUGUAUGGAAAGAUUGUUAAGUGCACAAAACACAUUUAUACGGUUCAGCUUGAAGACGGUACAACUGUCGAGGUUCCGUUCCAGGAAAUAAAGAGGCGCUAUAUAUUUGACUACAAUGAUGUUUAUUAUUUCCUGGAAUGUAUUACAACCUCAACACCACUGGGGAGAAUAGUUAUUGAAAACGUGUUUGAAAAAAUUUCGCAGCCAGGAUUUGGAGCCAUGCUGCCAAUAAAUCAGGGUUUUGGAAAAUAUACUUCAAAACCACCCAUAGAAUGUCUGAAAGAGAGUGCCAUCCGAAUAUAUUUCAGGGGAUUGAGCUCAAAAACCCGUUAG